Molecule: messenger RNA, 1279 nt
Organism: Pantherophis guttatus
Lineage: Eukaryota; Metazoa; Chordata; Lepidosauria; Squamata; Colubridae
Product: uricase-like
Biological process (GO): urate catabolic process; purine nucleobase catabolic process
Cellular component (GO): peroxisome
Molecular function (GO): urate oxidase activity
Source: RefSeq, a predicted model, not a curated record
AGCCAACUGUAGGUUUGAGUUCUUCUUGCUUUCCUGCUCCAUCUCCAAGAGACAAAAAUGCAGAGACCUACUGGAUGUCCAGUUACUUCUAGGGAGGUAGAAUAUGUGAAUUCUGAAUAUGGAAAGAACGCAGUGAGAAUCCUGUACGUUAGACGGGAAGGCCAGGUACACUGCAUUAAAGAACUGGCAAUCUCUGUACACAUCAGACUCAACACUGUGAAUGAAUACUUGAAUGCCGACAACUCCAGAGUCAUCCCUACAGAUACCAUAAAGAAUACAAUUGAAGCAUUGGCCAAAUGCAAUGGGAUCAGAACAAUAGAGGAGUUUGGGCUGGAUAUCUGCGAGCACUUCAUUAAAACCUUUUGCCACGUGGUGUAUUGCAAUGCCUUUAUCAAAGAGGUUCCCUGGCAGCGCCUAGAAAAGGACAAUACUCCCCAUGCCCAUGCUUUUCUCUACAGUUCUGAAGGAAUUCGAUUUUGUGAAGUGGAGCAGACUCAGAACAAUGCUCCAAUUGUUUUUUCUGGCAUUAAGGAUCUAAAGCUUAUGAAAACAACCCAGUCUGGAUUCCAGGGCUUUCUUAAAGAAAAAUACACCACACUUCCAGAAAGGAUAGAUAGAGUGUUGUCGGUGGAAACACUCAUCAAAUGGUGCUACGGUGAAUGUUUGGAUGGCCUUGAUUAUGAUUCCAUAUGGAGAACUGCCCACGAAAGUGUUCUUGAUGCUUUUGCUGGGCCACCAGAAACAGGCCAUUACUCACCGUCUUACCAGAAGACAGUCAACUGUAUUCAGACAAACAUUCUGGAGAGAAUCCCACAGAUUGAAGAGGUAGAAGUUAUCCUGUCUAACAUCCACUAUUCAGUGACAAACUUAGAAAAACUGGGAAUAUCCAAUGACAAAGAGAUUUUUACACCUCAGGAGACACCAUUUGGUGCUUGUGCAUCCACACUGCGUAGGAAGGAUUGUUCAAAAAAGCUGCAUAAUAUACCAGUAGACUGCAAGCCUCGUUGCUGUGUUGGGUGGAAAUUUGCCCGUGGAAUUUAAUGAAGACCCAAUUCUUUUCUGAGAACAUCAUAUUAUGUAAUAAUGAAAUCAUAGCAGCAGGCAUUACUUACUCCAUGCUUUUCUCCAUGUUACCAUAGAAAGCCAGUUAUGGAUGAUUAUUUCCAAGCAGAGUUUCAAGAAAAUAAUUAAUGAAUUUCCUUUUUUUUCUUCUCUCUCUUUUGAAAACCCACACCCAAAUCCAAAGAACUCAUCACAACACACAGUAGUUGUAUCCAAA